Molecule: messenger RNA, 1578 nt
Organism: Cygnus atratus (black swan)
Lineage: Eukaryota; Metazoa; Chordata; Aves; Anseriformes; Anatidae
Gene: ATP6V1B1
Product: ATPase H+ transporting V1 subunit B1
Exons: 15
Coding region: 1-1578 (525 amino acids)
Biological process (GO): proton transmembrane transport; ATP metabolic process
Cellular component (GO): proton-transporting V-type ATPase, V1 domain
Molecular function (GO): proton-transporting ATPase activity, rotational mechanism; ATP binding
Source: RefSeq, a predicted model, not a curated record
AUGUUUGGGCUCACUUCGGAGAGAGCCAGGCCCAGCCGUGCCGAGCCGUGCCGAGGGUCCAAGUCCCGGUCCAUGGCGGUCCAGGUGCAGGCAGCAGCCCGGGAGCACGCCCUCGCCGUCACCCGCGACUUCAGCAGCAGCCCCCGGCUGACCUACCGCACGGUGUGCGGCGUCAACGGGCCCCUCGUGGUGCUGGACAACGUGAAGUUUGCCCAGUAUGCCGAGAUCGUGAACUUCACGCUGCCCAACGGCACCAGCCGCAGCGGGCAGGUGCUGGAGGUGGUGGGCUCCAAAGCCAUCGUCCAGGUGUUUGAAGGAACAUCGGGCAUCGAUGCCAAGAAAACCUCCUGCGAGUUUACCGGGGACAUCCUGCGGACACCGGUGUCUGAGGACAUGCUCGGUCGUGUCUUCAACGGCUCCGCCAAGCCCAUCGACAGCGGCCCCCCGGUGAUGGCCGAGGACUUUCUGGACAUCAACGGCCAGCCCAUCAACCCCCACGGGCGCAUCUACCCCGAGGAGAUGAUCCAGACCGGCAUCUCGCCCAUCGACGUGAUGAACAGCAUCGCCCGCGGCCAGAAGAUCCCCAUCUUCUCCGCCGCCGGCCUCCCCCACAACGAGAUCGCCGCGCAGAUCUGCCGGCAGGCCGGCCUGGUGAAGAAGUCCAAGGACGUGAUGGACUACCACGAGGACAACUUCGCCAUUGUCUUUGCGGCCAUGGGGGUGAACAUGGAGACCGCUCGCUUCUUCAAGUCGGACUUCGAGGAGAACGGCUCCAUGGAGAACGUCUGCCUCUUCCUCAACCUGGCCAACGACCCCACGAUCGAGCGCAUCAUCACCCCGCGCCUGGCACUGACCACGGCCGAGUUCCUGGCGUACCAGUGCGAGAAGCACGUGCUGGUCAUCCUGACGGACAUGAGCUCCUAUGCCGAGGCCCUGCGGGAGGUGUCGGCAGCCAGGGAGGAGGUGCCCGGGCGCCGCGGCUUCCCCGGCUACAUGUACACCGACCUGGCCACCAUCUACGAGCGCGCCGGGCGCGUGGAAGGCAGGAACGGCUCCAUCACGCAGAUCCCCAUCCUCACCAUGCCCAACGACGACAUCACCCACCCCAUCCCCGACCUGACGGGCUUCAUCACCGAGGGGCAGAUCUACGUGGACCGGCAGCUCCACAACCGGCAGAUCUACCCCCCCAUCAACGUGCUGCCCUCCCUCUCCCGCCUGAUGAAGUCGGCCAUCGGGGAGGGCAUGACCAGGAAGGACCACGGCGAUGUCUCCAACCAGCUGUACGCCUGCUACGCCAUCGGCAAGGACGUGCAGGCGAUGAAGGCGGUGGUCGGGGAGGAGGCGCUGUCGGCCGACGACCUGCUGUACCUGGAGUUCCUGCAGAAGUUCGAGAAGCAGUUCAUCACCCAGGGGCCCUACGAGAACCGGAGCAUCUUCGAGUCGCUGGACAUCGGCUGGCAGCUGCUGCGCAUCUUCCCCAAGCAGCUGCUGAAGCGCAUCCCCGAGACCAUCCUGGCCGAGUACUACCCGCGCGAGGCCAAGGCUGCGGGCCAGCAGACAGCCAGCACGGCACUGUGA